This is a messenger RNA of Mya arenaria, 5119 nucleotides long. Its product is annotated as zinc finger C3HC-type protein 1-like. The record is from RefSeq and is a predicted model, not a curated record. Gene Ontology annotation, molecular function: zinc ion binding. The transcript has 9 exons. Lineage: Eukaryota; Metazoa; Mollusca; Bivalvia; Myida; Myidae. The coding region runs from base 13 to 1353 and encodes 446 amino acids. Gene Ontology annotation, cellular component: nucleus.
UCAAAAAUCAAAAUGGCGGCCGAAUCGACACCAGCGAAAAUAAGGCGACUCUUUUCUUCUUUUUUGAGCGACAAAACAAACAAUAACCAUUUUGAAGAUGAUGGUACAUUGCCGAAGGAAGCGGAGGAGAAUUUAAAGGAAAGCCAAGAAAGGAGGGACAAAGAACUGUUUUUCAAAAGAGUCGAAACUUACUCAGCUUUAACAUGGUUUGCAAAGCCUUCAGAUGUUUCACCAUUAGUUUGUGCGAGCUAUGGAUGGGAAAAUACUGACACUGAUAUGCUUCGGUGUGUGAACUGCAGAGCGUUUGUGUGUGGGACUCUUCCAAAACAAGUGGAUGCUGAGUCAUAUAAAAAAUGUUGUGAAGAACUGAAAAGAAAAUUGAAAGAAGCCCAUGAAAUUGUAUGCAAGUGGUCCUCGAAUCCCACCCCAGAAAAACUGUACAGCCUGCCAUUUUAUAGCAAAGAAAUCAUGCUGAAGGAGUUCCAGCAAAGACUUUCUACCCUUGAGGCCCUGAAACUACCCCAGCUGUCAUAUAGAUCCAUAGAUGACCAGGGUGUCACAGAGGACAGGCUGUCAGAAUAUAUUGGCAGAAUUCCAGGGACAACUGACCAUGAUCAUGCCUUGUUAGCUCUCUGUGGAUGGUUGUAUUGUGGGUCCAAACUUGAUAUUCUCCAGUGCUCCUAUUGUCGGAGAAAAGUUGGCCUUUGGAAUUAUUGCCACUCGGAGCCUGACAAAAAAACAGCAGAACAUGAACUGGUCAUCCCUAAAUCUCCCCAAGAAUGUGAUGCAGAAAGCAAGCAAGUUGACACAAAUGGUGAACACAGCUCGGAGGGAUCAAUAAAUGGUGAUAUGUUGAAGCAUACGUCCAAUGGGGAAAAGAGAAGCGCUUCUGGUGAUAAUGGUCAUUGUGAAAGUAUAGAACAAAUCCCAAGUCCAGAGCCACCAUCAAAAAGACCUAAAUUGGAUAAACAAAGUUUCGACCCCUUAGCUGAACACCGGUACUGGUGCCCUAUAAUCCAUUCUGAAGCAUACCAUGAGCCAGGAACCUUUGCAAAAGUUUCCCUGGCAACCACACCUAAUCCUAUUGCUAGGCAACCAGAUUCAAGGUGUUCAAGCAUAUCCUUGGCAACCAGCCCUUCCACACAAUCAGAGUUUAUGAAUCCAGAUAUGGACAGAGAUCAUACGUGGCUUAAAGUGAUGAAGGUUUUAAGUGACACCAAUAAAAGUGAAGAGUUUCAAGCACAGAUGAAAUCUAGUCCUCCCAUGGCUUGUGUGCAACGCCUUCGUCAUGUUCUGCGGAACUGUACCUCGCCAGAUAAAUUAUCCACAGUCACAUCAAAAAUUGCCUCUUAAACAGUAACUGAUAUUGUCUGCAAUAUAUUUGGCAUAUAGGAAACAAUAUCUGAUAUUGUGUUGAUUGUUCAGAAACUUGCUAAAACUCACAGUGUCGUUAACAGAAUCGUUAUAAAUGAUAGAUGGAAUAUUUUAUGAUGUGCUCAUUAAUUUAAAUGAAACAAGUACAGCUGAAACAUAAUAAAAUUAUGUCUCAAUUGUUCUUAGAAAUACUGCAAAUCACAAGUGCAUCCAUUCAACUUUCCAGUGCAGUAAUGAUUUGAAAGAUAACAAAGCUGUCAUUAACAAUGUUUUAUGUUUAACAAAGUUCUGAAUGAUUGGCUCAUUGUCUGCAAUAUAUCGGGCAAAUGGCAAACAAUAACUUGCACACUUGAUAAAAGUUGUUUUGUCUAGAUUUUGAUAUGGACCAUUUUGUAUUGACUUUCACUGUUACUUUUCGAUAGUAUACAUGAUAUGAUCUCACCACGUCAGUUCUGAAUAAGAGGUUACAUUUUUUCCUAAAUCUUUUACAUAUAAUAAUAUUCUUAUAUGGAAUCAAGUAAAAUUGUUCAGAAUUCAUUUCGUAGACUCAGAAUCAGUGACUCUCAUAGAAGAUCAGCACAACAUGUAUCGUCUAUAUCGUUAGAAAAGAAAUAGAAACGAUAAACCAUCUCGCCUGAAAGGUUCUCCACAAACAUCUCACCAUGUGAAUAAGGAAAAGCAUGUGAUUGAACUAACUCUAUGUUAAAAUAAAUAGAUGAUUCAACUGGUAGCUUUACUUAAUUGUUGGAAAAAGUGGACAGCUUGAAAGUGAUAUUUCAUAACAACUCCAUUCACACAUUUUUAUUGUUCAAAUAUUUGAUAUAAAGCCUAUAUGACUAUAAUGCCCAAUUUGCUAACUAUAGUAUACAAAUGUGCUUUGAAUUUUUAACAGUAUAAUUGCAUAAUAAGUUCAUGUGGCAUACUUUAUUUUUAAAAUAUCUGAUAUUUUUUGUAUCUAUUUUGAUGAGAGUUGUUGAUUAUAUAUUGAAAAGGUAAAACAUUGUUUUGUUAUUUUUACCUUAAUUUGGGACCCCUAAAAUAAACUUCCAUGCAGAGAAAAAUAUCUUUUGUGGUCCCAUAAAUUUAAAUUGAUCAUGACCAUCAGAUGACCCCUAUAAUUUUUGAGGUCAAAAGUCAUGUGUGGGAUGACCAUGGACACAUUUUUUUCCUAAUUGAUCAAUAUAGUAUGCUUUGUCCAACAGUCCUUAAACUUGGCAGGUAGGUUGGUCAUGACAAGCAGUUGACCCCUAUUUAUUUUCUGAAUCAGUAGGUUAAAAGUCAUGGUUGCAGUGACCUUCGAUACAAAAAGCUUGUCCUACUGAUAGCUUUGUUUAACUGACCUCAAACUUGUUAGGGAUGCUGGUCUUGACAAGCAGAUGGCCCCUAUUAAUUUUGAGGUCAAAGAUAAUGGUCAUUGUGAUCUUUGACACAGAGAGCUUGUUUGAUUGAUAACUAGAGUAUGCUUGGUCAUAAAGUCCUGAAACUUGGUAAGGAGAUUUGUCAUGACUUGCAGAGACUUUGGAUACAAAAAUUUAACUAAUCAAUAACUAUUUAGUUCUUUCAUCAAAACGUGUAGGGAUGUUGGUCAUAAUCUUAAUUCCUGUGCAUAUAUAAAACUCCUGUUUUUAGCUCUACUGGCCAAUGGCCAGAAGAGCUUAUGCGAUGGUAAUGUGUACGUAGUAUGUGCGUCCGUGCGUUCAUGCGUCUGUAAACAAUUGCUUGUGAACACGAUACAGUCUUCAGUUUUGAUUGUAUCUCGAUGAAACUUGUACAGUAUCUAGAUAUCCAUUAGAGCUCGGUUCCUUUUGAAAACCAGCCUAGAUUAUGGGCCAUGAAAGUUUUAAAGAAAUGCUUUCUUUUUUAGCCAGGUCUGCAUGGGGGAAUUCUAUUUUUAGCCAAGUUUACAUGUACAUGUAAAUUCAAGUCUAGAGUUAAGGGAGACAAUUUGCAAGUCUAGGAUUUUGAGAGACAAUUUGCUCUUUGCUUCUGCAGUUGAUUUUGUGAAUUACUCUGCCUUGUUCUUGUUGAAAGCCCAAAGGCCAUUUUUUAGCUUUAAGUUCUGUAGUUUGCGCAUUCAUCUUAACAAAAUUGGUUGUGAAUGUUUAAGUUAUACACCUGGUGUCAUUACUGGCCACACCCAGGGUUCACAGGUUUGGUAAACAUAAAUCUGGAAAGGUUUGAAAAUCUUUUUGUGUGUUCGUGCAUCCAUCUCAGCACAAUUGAUUGCGAAUGUUUGUUCAAAUUGAUCAAUGUUGUCCUAGGAUGCCCUUGACUUUGACCUUUUGACCAACUUUUUUUAACUUUUAAAACUACAGAAAUUUUUACUAUGUGUACAGUUUUGAAAGCAUUUUUUUUUUUUGUCAGAUGACUUUUACUUGGCACAUAUUAAAAUAGUUCAUGCAACUAAUCUGCUUACAAUACUUUCUGGGCUCAGAUGUUGAACGUGCUACGUUUUCAGGUAACCCAAACACAAAACAUAAAGUAUAUGUCUGUUGCCUUUUACCCAUACAUACAUGCUCUGGAUUGAUAUGACCACAAAAGCCAUGCCAGUAGAGCAUAGGCCCUUUUGGGCCUCUUGUUUAUUAAAUUAUCAUUAUGUAUGAAACUCAUGUGCAUAUAUGCAGUUCCCAUGCAUAUAUGAAGUUCCCAUGCAAAUAUGAAGUUCCCAUUUAAAUAUGAAAACCCAUGCAUAUAUGAACUACUGUGCAAUAUAUAUAAGUGCUGUCAAAUGUUUUGAUUUUACUGAUGCAGGAAACAUUGUUGUGAAAUUAUAUUAUAUUAUUACUUUGAGUUGUUUUGAAUAUCUUUGCCUGUACUUUUGUUAUGAUUGAUGUAAUUUUUUUUAAGAAAGCAUGCGGAUUUAUAAAGAAAGUCUUUAUUCUUGUACGAAGUCUUUGUUAACAUUCUAUUUUGCUUGAUUAAUAUUAAACCUGUCAAUAUUAAAACAAUGACUGUUGCCCAAAGUUGAGGUUAUUUCAGAAAGAAUUUCAAGUCGGACACUGUUUAUUUCUAAGUAUUUUUUAUUGAAGUGGAUUGAUUGAUUUUGUAUUUAUAGAAUAUGUAUGUUUGGCAAAGCCUUUUUUUGCUCAAAUUUGGUGAAAGAUGACUUUUAUUUUCAUAGAAAUGUAUAGUCGCAACCCGUUAUGUCAAAGUGGUCGAGACCACAGGAAAUACUUCUGGAUGACAAACAUUCAACAUUAUUGAAAUACAAAAAUGUAACACCAAACUGAACAGUUUUGGGUCAGUAUUCUGUUCUCGCUGAUAUUCACAUUUGUCAUUGAACUGGUACCCCCACAGGGACUUAAAUAUGACUUUGUUAUAAUAGCGAAUUAUCCAGAUAAAAAAAUGACAUAAGCUGAAUUGUUUUGUAUAGCAACAGAUGAAAUGAAUUCAAGAACAGGUUAAAAAAGUUAAAAAUCCAGGUAAAAGAUCAACAUAACGGCAUUCAGCUCAAUCGACUGUUUAUGAAAAUGUACUGAAUGAAUGUUAACUUGAUUGUUUAUGAAAAUGUACUGAAUUAAUGUUAACUUGAUUGUUUAUUGCUAUUGCUUCUUGUAUUUUAAGUUAUUGGCUUCGGUAACUGACUGUUAAAAUUUUUGUGUUUGUCUUAAUAGAAAAUAUUGUUUUGCCUUCAGUUACUGACUUGAGAAUAGUUUAUGUUUUAUCUCUUAAGAUACAUGUACACAUAUCAUUGUGCAUGUAUAUUGGCAUAAUUGAACUUGUUACCUUCAUGCACAAAUAAAUG